This is a messenger RNA of Podarcis lilfordi (Lilford's wall lizard), 354 nucleotides long. NCBI's taxonomy places the organism in Eukaryota, Metazoa, Chordata, Lepidosauria, Squamata, Lacertidae. The record is from the annotation of a GenBank genome assembly.
AUGGCGGGUUUCUACAGCCACCACCCUGGCGACCGCUCUUGCCGCCGCGUCUAUGGUGGACGAAGGGAAGCGUUCGGUUGCCGCAGCAAGCCGUCCACUUCCCCGCCUCCUCCCCAUGACGGGAGGAGGGAGGGGUCAAGCCGGCGGCGAACAGCAGAGGGCGCUGUGACCAACUCCCGGGUUUAUGGCUUCGAUGAUGCAGUUGCGGAGAGCGAGUUGAGGAGCGAGCGGCGGUGUGUGCGCGCGCGCUCUCUCUCCGGGCUGCUGCUGCUGCUGCGGGGGUUGCGCCUCUGCGUCCGUCGCUCUUUUUUCUGUGCAGGUCCUUUCCCGCGCGCCGGUGUCGGUUGGGCCUAA